AUGGUUGUUGCGAAAAGACCAAAUUUUCUUGUCAUCGUCGCCGAUGAUCUUGGCUUCAGUGAUACAAAGCCAUAUGGCUCCGAGAUAGACACACCUGUCUUGGACCGCCUCUCCAAAGAUGGCACACGCAUGACCAACUUCCAUACUGCUCAGGCAUGCUCACCUACACGAGCAAUGCUUCUUUCUGGUACAGACAACCAUAUUGCCGGGCUUGGCCAGAUGGCAGAAUUCGCCGAGAUGAAGAAGAACCUCACCGGAAAGUAUCCUGACUACGUUGACAAGCCUGGCUACGAAGGCUAUCUCAACUGGAAAGUGGCUGCUCUGCCCGAGAUUCUUUCCGACGCAGGAUAUUUGACUCUAAUGUCUGGUAAAUGGCAUCUUGGGAUGACUCCUGACGUGUCCCCGAGUGCAAGAGGCUUCAAGAAGAGUUUUGGCUUUUUGCCUGGUUGUGGCAACCACUUUAACUAUGAACCGCAGUUCGAGCCCAACCAAGAUACUAUGCUCUUGACCUCUGAUGGAUUCUGGAUGGAGAAUGAGAGUCCAUUAGAUAGAAAGAAAGACCUACCUGAAGACUUUUACUCUACCAACUUCUUCACAGAUAAGCUUCUUGACAUGUUAAGCAACAGAACCAAAGAGGAAAGGGAGCAGCCCUUCUUCUCGUAUCUGGCUUACACGGCACCUCAUUGGCCAAUGCAAGCGCCACAAGAUGUUAUAAACAAAUACAGCGGAAAAUACGACAAUGGACCCGACCAGCUGAGACUAGAUAGGCUGGCCAAACUGAAAGAGUUGGGUCUUGUGCCAUCUGAUGUCGAAGCGGCUCCUCCUGUUGGUUUCGAAGCCGGUGUGAAGUGGGAAGACCUCACUGAUCAUGAGCGAGCUGUGUCGGCUAGGAAGAUGGAAGUUUAUGCAGCCAUGGUUGACCUCCUUGACCAGAACAUUGGGAGAGUUGUGGAUGCACUUGAAGCAUCCGGCGAACUGGACAACACUUUCAUUUUGUUCAUGUCAGACAAUGGCGCAGAGGGAUCUACGUUGGAAGCUGCACCUCUCUUAUCAUCGUUCAAGACGCUUGGUGAACUGAUAGAUGCACACUAUGACAACAGUCUCGAGAAUAUUGGAAAUCACGAUUCGUAUGUUUGGUAUGGCUCUCGGUGGGCAUGCGCUGCCACUGCGCCUUCUCGGGGGUUCAAGGGAUGGUCAACCGAGGGCGGCAUUCGCUGUCCUUGCCUCAUACGCUUCCCUCCAAUCUCGUCGGCCCCUGAGACUAUUUCCCACGCCUUUACAACCGUAAUGGACAUACUGCCUACCAUCCUUGAUCUAGCACAAGUGCAGCACCCAGGAGAAACGUUUAGGGGUCGAGAAGUUGUCAAUCCCAGAGGAAAGUCAUGGGUCAGCCACCUCGCAUCUUCUACAGAGUAUCCAAACGUUCACCAGGACGAGGAUCAUAUACAUGGCUGGGAGCUGUUCGGUAAUCGUGCGAUACGCAGAGGAAAUUGGAAGGCAGUUUUGUUGGCAAAACAAGGCGGCGACAAUUGGGAGCUAUUUGACGUUGAGAAAGAUCCGGCUGAACAAGAUGAUCUAUCAAAGAAGAGGCCAGAAAUUUUGGAAGAAAUGCUGGUGCAUUGGGCCACGUACGUUGCCGAGACGGGGUUAGUGGAAGACGCGUUCUGA
Molecule: messenger RNA, 1668 nt
Organism: Fusarium proliferatum ET1
Lineage: Eukaryota; Fungi; Ascomycota; Sordariomycetes; Hypocreales; Nectriaceae
Product: putative Arylsulfatase
Exons: 3
Coding region: 1-1668 (555 amino acids)
Molecular function (GO): arylsulfatase activity
Source: RefSeq, a predicted model, not a curated record